Ostrea edulis (European flat oyster) is the source of this 1956-nucleotide messenger RNA. RefSeq lists its product as uncharacterized. The record is from RefSeq and is a predicted model, not a curated record. Lineage: Eukaryota; Metazoa; Mollusca; Bivalvia; Ostreida; Ostreidae. The transcript is spliced from 4 exons. The coding region runs from base 47 to 1021 and encodes 324 amino acids.
GGAAAAACCCAGAGUCUAAAUAUAGCAAGCCGUGGGCGCAGUUAAAAUGGCGGCGGAAGAUGUACCUCGAUGUCCGGCCUGUCGAAGAAAACAAACCCUGACACCUGUACCCGAGUCCGAACAACUCUUAAUUGUAAACAAUGCAUGUCAGUACUGCAGGAAGCUCCAGAAAACUUUCGUCGAUAUCCCGUCCUCUCAUAGACCUCAAUUUAAUCGAAGUGCAUCGUGCCCAGCCGGAUCCAAAGUUUCUGUAGUGACCUAUCUGCCGGAGGGUGAAAAUGUGAUAGACUUUCUGACACAAGAGGAGGAUAAAGAAAAUGACGCAAACGAUUCCAUGGAUGAUGUAAAAAUUGACAUUGACACUGAUGCAAGUGAGGUGUUUCCGAGGCAACCCGCUGGUCGGGUUAGCAAGCAAACUAUUUUCAAUGUAAUCCUCUGUUUGGUGCUGGUUCUGAUACUGGUCGUGCUGCUAUAUAUAUUAUUUGUAAAACACUCUCCAAAUGAUGAGGACCACACGCACCAUUCCUCGCGUCCCCUGAACUUUAACCCUCCCAGGAAUGUGACAGGGGUACCCAAUCAUGGACAUCCCUGCAUGUCACAAAGUGUGUUUGUCGUGGACUCCUCAAAGCUUGGAGUCGGCUCCAGCCAGCAACCCAAUGUUCCCUUUACGCUAGUAAACUCCACAGAUAUGGGCGUGAAUCUGACGGAGGAUGGACGGACCGUCAUCUUCAACAAUCCGGGACACUACGACAUUGACGUGGAUUUUAUAAUGGACACCUACAGCCUGGACAGUUUCUCUGAUGACCGCCCAUACCAGCAGUCCGUGUGUCUGAGUAUCACGGGAAGAUCUCAGGUCUGUCGCCCUCUUAUCAUGCACAGAUGGAUGAGAAUGUCACUCAGAGUCAACGCUGAUUUCCAAGCGCAUCCUGGACAGAGACUGUCAGUUUUUGUGGUAAACCGUAGGAUGCUGUUUCCGGAUCCAAACGGAAACAUACUAACUAUCAUAAAAAAGUUCUGCUAAUUCAUAAUGGACGAAUUUCGCGGAAUUCUUGACAAACAUUUGGCAUUUGAUGUCUGUAUAAAACCCCCACAAAUAAUUCCAAGCAUUAUAAUGCAAGAUUUGUAAUGGUAGCAUUGCAUUUCAUGAUUUCAAUGAUAUUUGAAUUUAUUGUUUACUUCUUAUUUGUUUGGAUGCAUUUACUACAUGUUAUGACAAAACUACAGUGUAUCUGCACGUUGAAGGAAAUCCAAUCUGAGACUCAGUCUCAAACUCUUACUUACAGUGAUAACCGAGUAAGAAACUCCAAUUUUUUGUAAUCAUUGCUGGUGUGCUGGCACGCUGCUUUUGUUAUAAUAGUCUUCCAUAAGGACAUAAAUGAUAUAUAAUAUGAAUCAGGGGCGGAUUCAGACAAUUUUUUAGGGGGAGGGGGGCUUGCAACCUAAGUUUGUACCUUCUACGCCCAAUAAAAGGAGGUGUUGUGAAGUCCCCAAAAUGACAACAACAAAAACCCCAACAAAACACCCCAGUUUAAAAGAUGUUCAACCAAAAGAGGGGUUGCGAUUUCCGUAACCCCCCCCCCCCCCCCCCCCCCCCCCCACAUGUUUCUUAAAUUUGAGUCAUGUAUAGAUACAAUUGUAUGUGCGUUAUUGUCAUACAUGUAUAUUGUUAGGGGAGAGGGCAGCUCCAAAUUUUUGUCCAAUCCUUUAUUUACGUUACAUGUAUAUUAUUACACAACAUGUGUAUGGCCAAAAAUAUAAGUGCUUUGUUUAAAUUGCUCAUGUGUUUGCAAGUACAUGACUUCAGGUUAUCCAGACUGGUGAAUGGCUCAACCAUGUAUUAUCAAAAUACUUGUUAAUUUAUUUCAAAGUUUAUUAUUUUUUCAGUGGUUGUUACCGUAUGUUUGAUAUUGAAUGAAAUAUAUAUUUGUAUUUUAACAAUAAAAACAAUGAAAUCUG